UCACAGAACUAAUGGAUUUUAAAUAAUCUAGGAAGGCCAUUGACAAAAAUCUGGAAUAUGCAUUGUAACUAUGAGCCCAAAUCCAUAUCUAUUGUUGCAGGCAGUCCUGUUUCCCCGGUGGAGGGAUGUGACUCUCAGAAGACCAGAGAAACAGGCUACUGUUACUGCCCUCACUCCAUCCUUCCUGGCAAGUUCAAGAGUGUUUGAGGACAAACUUCUUCCCUCACCUGGACUCACCUCUUCGAUGUCUGGACCUCCCUCAGGGCCAACGCCAAACUCCACCACUGUAACCCAGUUCCUCUUCGAAGGGUUCUCCAGUUUUGGAUGGCCGCACAGGCUGGUCUUCUUUGCCAUCUUUCUGAGUUUGCACCUUCUGACUCUGUCCAGCAAUGUCAUCAUAGUGACUGUUAUUCAUCUGGACCGUCACCUGCACACGCCCAUGUACUUCUUCCUGAGCAUGUUGUCCCUCUCUGAGACCUGCUACACUGUGGCCAUCAUCCCCCAGAUGCUUUCGGGCCUCCUGAGUCCCCACCAGCCCAUCACUGUCCAAGUCUGUGCCACUCAGCUCUUCUUCUAUCUCACCUUUGGCAUCAACAACUGCUUCCUGCUCACAGCCAUGGGGUAUGACCGCUAUGUGGCCAUCUGCAACCCCCUGCGGUAUUCAGUCAUCAUGAGUAAAGAGGCCUGUGUUCAGUUAGCAAGUGGUUCCCUGGGAAUUGGCCUGGGCAUGGCCAUUGUCCAGGUAACAUCUGUGUUUGGCUUGCCCUUCUGUGAUGCCUUUGUCAUCUCUCACUUCUUCUGUGACGUGAGGCCCCUGCUGAAGCUGGCCUGUGCAGACACUACUGUCAACGAGAUCAUCAACUUUGUCGUCAGCAUCUGUGUCCUGGUUCUGCCCAUGGGCCUGGUCUUCAUCUCCUACAUCCUCAUCAUCUCCACCAUCCUCAAGAUCCCCUCCGCCCAGGGCCGGAAGAAGGCCUUUGCCACCUGCGCCUCCCACCUCACGGUGGUCAUUGUCCACUAUGGCUGUGCCUCCAUCAUUUACCUCAAGCCCAAGUCCCAGAGUUCCCUGGGGCAGGACAGACUCAUCUCUGUGACCUACACCGUCCUCACCCCCCUGCUGAACCCUGUCGUGUACAGCCUGAGGAACAAGGAGGUCAAAGAUGCUCUGUGCAGAGCCAUGGGGCAGAAGCCCCUUUCCUCUUAACCAGGAUAGAUCAUUGAAGGCUUCUAUUUGAUUUUGUAAAUAGGUAUUAAUUUUAAUGCUGCUUCAAAAAUACCUUUAACAUGGGAUCAGAAGGGUGCUGGGGUGGUUUACUUGGUUAACAGCUUGACUUCGGCUCAGGUUAUGAUCCACAGCUCCUAAGAUCAAGCCCUGCUUUGGGCUC
Molecule: messenger RNA, 1385 nt
Organism: Suricata suricatta (meerkat)
Lineage: Eukaryota; Metazoa; Chordata; Mammalia; Carnivora; Herpestidae
Product: olfactory receptor 10J3-like
Exons: 3
Coding region: 71-1204 (377 amino acids)
Biological process (GO): G protein-coupled receptor signaling pathway
Cellular component (GO): membrane
Molecular function (GO): olfactory receptor activity; G protein-coupled receptor activity
Source: RefSeq, a predicted model, not a curated record